UCUUCAUCAUGAAACUUAUUGAAGAAAUAAUCGAUCUUCCUAUCUCGACUACUAAGCAGCAGCCAUCACCUAUUCAUAGUAGUAGUAAUAAUAAAGUAGUUGUAACACUCAUUACAGAUAAUAUCAUAACACCUACAAUAAUAAUUCCUUAUUCUAAACAACAACAGAAACAAAUAUCAAACAGUAAUAAUAAUGAUAUAAUCUUCACGUCUCCAGCUGCUACUAAACCUGUUUGUCAAAAUAAAGAAAUACUAAAGCACUCUAAAGAAGAUGAUCGCAUCCUAUCAAAGACAAUAUAUAAAGAUUGGCCAGAUACUCAUUAUGAGCAAAAAUUAAUAGCAACAAAGUUGAAAAAAAAACGGUCAUCUUUGUUAUCUCAUGUUUCGUAUGACGUAAAUGAAGCUUCUACAAACAUGAAAAGUAAAGAAGAAGAAGAAGAAGAAGACAAUGAUGAAGAUGAAGAACCACCUUUAACACCUACAUCAAAAGAAGAUUUGAAUGGUAUAUAUGAACAUCAAUCAUUACUACCCCCUUCUUUUCAUUAUAAAGAGCCGUCUACUCCUAUUCCUUCCAAGAAGUAUGAUACAAUACAAUCAAAUGUAAUAAUACAAAAGGAGAUGUUUCACCAUUCAAAACAGAUCAUAGUAGAAGAAGAAGAAGAAGGAAAGAAAAGGAAACAGAAGCAGAAUAGAUCAUCAUGGCUCAGUAGCCUAUUUCAAGAUUUAAAAAAGAAUAGUCAUUCUGUAAAAUCUUUAUUAUUUCCUAAAGAGAAUAAAAAGAAAAGGACAUCCUUAGUACAACAACGAAAACCAAAUAUAGAUCAUAAUACACUGUAUCAAUUAUCCUAUCUGAAGCUUUCUAAUCCACGUCGACCUCUUUAUCAACAAGUCAUGAUAUCCAAUAUAAUCUAUCGACUUGUCUCUCUGUUAUCUUCGUCGUCUUUGUCGUUUUCGUCGUCUUCGUCGUCUUCGUCUUCUUCGUCUUCACCUUCGCUUUCUUCUUCUUUAAUCACUCUGUCAAAUCAUAGUCAUCCUUCAUAUCAACGAGUUACUGCUUAUUCCAAUGAGUACCAUCAUCAACCUUAUGUGAUACCUUCAUCUCUUUUAUUUUCGAACCUUGAUCAAGAUCACACAACGUUUGUUAUUGAAAAAGGAAAAAGACAAGAGAGUGUAGCCAACAAGAACAAGAAAUAUAAACCAAUUAGGAAUACUGAUUAUAAUCCUUUGUUGGUCCAAGGCAAUGGGAUGUAAAUGUUUCAAGAUGAUAACCAUUUUUUUUUUUUUUUGUAUAUAAUAAUGUAAUAGAAUAAAGAAGGAAAAAAAAAAGAUAUGUGUGUGUAUGUAAUAAAUACUAUGAUUUUGGAUUCAGGCGCGGUACUUUAAAGAACGUCCCCAUCUCUCUCUCUCUCUCUCUCUUUAAC
Cokeromyces recurvatus is the source of this 1420-nucleotide messenger RNA. RefSeq lists its product as uncharacterized. The coding region runs from base 9 to 1250 and encodes 413 amino acids. The record is from RefSeq and is a predicted model, not a curated record. Lineage: Eukaryota; Fungi; Mucoromycota; Mucoromycetes; Mucorales; Mucoraceae. The transcript is spliced from 3 exons.